This is a messenger RNA of Paramecium sonneborni, 1572 nucleotides long. The record is from the annotation of a GenBank genome assembly. NCBI's taxonomy places the organism in Eukaryota, Ciliophora, Oligohymenophorea, Peniculida, Parameciidae.
AAUAAAUUUAAUAUCUCAUCAUGCAUACAAAACAAAGAAGUGUAGGCUAAUUGUUCUUCAGAAGUGUGUUCAAUAGUUCCCAUGGUCUUUUAAAGUAAAGAAUGAGAGAUCUUGUGCCAGUAAAAUAAGCUUUGCUCCGUGAUGCUAGAAAGAAAUACGGAUCUAAGGAGAUCUGUAAAGUGACCGUAGAUCAAGCAAUAGGAGGUAUGAGAAAUGUGUUUGCUAUGUUCUAUGAUGCAUCUUUGUUGGAUGCUAAGACUGUAAUGAUUUAAGUUUAAAAGUUCUUAGGGUAUAACAAUGAGAGACUACAAUAUCCCUGAAUUGUAGGAGUACCUUUAAAAAGCAGAAAAUGGUCAUGAACCUCUUCCUGAAGCUUUAUUCUGGUUGUUAUGCACAGGAGAUUUCCCAUGUAAAUAUAUAUAGAUUAAUAUGUUUAGCCGAACAAGAAUUUGCUGAUGUUCAAUAAGAAUGGAAAUAGAGAGGGUAAUUAGAUUCUUAAACCCAACAAUUUAUUCUGAAUUUACCAAAACAAGCUCAUCCAAUGACAAUGUUAUCUCAAACUUUAUUGUAUCUAUAAAAAGAUUCCCUUUUCUAAUAAGGCUAUGAUUAAGGAAAGAUCUCUAAGCCUUAAUAUUGGGAAUACUUCUAUGAAGAUGCUAUGAAUUUGUUAGCCAAGUUACCAAGAGUGGCUGCAAUGAUUUAUAGACAUAAAUAUAAGGUAUAAAUGUAUUUGUUAUAAAAUAGAAUGGUGAAAUAAUCUCAGCUGAUGAAAAUUUAGAUUGGGCAGGUAAUUAUGCACACAUGCUUGGAUAUAAUAAAUUUGAAGUUCGAGAAUGUUUAAGAGGUUAUCUUAGCAUUCAUGCUGACCAUGAAGGAGGUAAUGUAAGUGCUCAUACAACACAUUUGGUUGGUUCAGCAUUAGCAGAUCCAUAUUUAUCAUAUUCUGCUGGUGUUAAUGGUUUAGCUGGUCCAUUACAUGGUCUUGCUAAUUAAGAAGUACUUAAAUGGUUAUUAGAAAUGAGAGUAUAUCUAAUAUCAUAUUUUUAUAGGAAGAAUUAGGUGAUAAUAUAUCUAAUGAAAAAAUAUAAGAUUAUGUUCUUACUACCAUUAGAGAAGGUAGAGUUAUACCAGGAUAUGGACAUGCAGUACUUAGAUAUACUGAUCCACGUUUUAUCCAUUAAAAAGAAUUUGCUGCUAGACACAUUAAGGAUGAUCCUCUCGUUAAUUUAACUGCUUAAUGUUACCAUGUUAUUCCACCUGUUUUAAAAACUAUUGGAAAAAUCUAAAAUCCAUGGCCGUAUUAUAAAAUUUUAUUAUCAUUUUAGAAAUGUUGAUGCUCAUUCAGGAGUCCUUCUAUAUCACUAUGGAAUGAGAGAAUUCUAAUAUUAUACUGUAGUCUUUGCUGUUUCAAGAGCUUUAGGAUGUAUGGCUAAUCUCAUUUGGUCAAGAGCAUUUGGUUUACCUAUUGAAAGACCAGGAUCCAUCACUCUAAAAUGGAUUGAAGAAAAAUAUGGGGACAAUUAAAAUCUUAAAUGAGAACCAUAUCAUUAUUAAUAUCAUAUUAUUACACAC